This is a messenger RNA of Cydia fagiglandana, 3115 nucleotides long. RefSeq lists its product as uncharacterized. The transcript has 2 exons. Gene Ontology annotation, molecular function: nucleic acid binding. Lineage: Eukaryota; Metazoa; Arthropoda; Insecta; Lepidoptera; Tortricidae. Gene Ontology annotation, biological process: DNA integration. The coding region runs from base 61 to 2985 and encodes 974 amino acids. The record is from RefSeq and is a predicted model, not a curated record.
AGGAGCCAGUCGACGAGACGACCACUUCGGAGCAGUCGGGCGUGACUGUUGCUGAUAGUGAUGGUGAUUACGAUGAUGAACAACCUAUGUACCAGAUGUCCUUGGCAAACUAUAAACCGGCAUGAAUCACUGUUCGAUGGCACGCUGGGCCGGUAUAACGGCCCGCCGGUGCGGCUGAGCGUGCGCGAGGGCGCCGAGCCGAUUUUCUGUCGCGCGCGACCUUUGCCCUACGCAAUGCGUGCGCGCGUCGACGCCGAGCUGGAUGCCAUGCUGCGCGCCGGCGUCAUCGAGCCCGUGGACCGCUCCGACUGGGCGACUCCUCUGGUAAUAGCGAGCAAAGCGGAUGGCGAUAUACGUAUAUGUGCGGACUACAAGGUAACUCUUAACCGAGUUUUACAGGUCGACAGAUAUCCGGUUCCAAAAUUAGAUGAUUUAUUUAGUGGAUUGAGUAAUAAUAAAUAUUUCACUAAACUAGAUUUAUCUCAGGCGUACAACCAGUUGGUUUUAGACGAAGAUUCGCGGGCUUACACGGUUAUUAACACCCAUCGCGGACUUUUCAAAUAUAAUCGCCUUGUUUUUGGUUUAGCGUCGAGUCCGGGUAUUUUCCAGAAGUUUAUGGUCAAUUUAUUAAGGGACAUUCCGGACGUUGUGGUAUUUUUUGAUGAUAUAUUGAUAAAGAGUAGGGACUUGGAUAGUCAUGUCAAGGCUAUUAAACAGGUUUUUACGAUAUUACAAGCUAGUGGGUUAAAAUUGAAAAAGAAAAAGUGUGAUUUCUUAUCAAGGCAGGUAGAAUAUUUAGGGUUCAUUGUUGAUGAAAACGGCGUGAGAGUUAACCCUGAUAAAAUUAAACCAAUAGUGAAUAUGCCGCAUCCCACUAACACCACAGAACUAAAAUCAUUUUUAGGAAUGGUCAACUUUUAUGGCAAAUUCGUAAAGAAUUUGUCAGGGUAUCUUGGCCCCUUAUAUGAGUUGCUCAAAAAGGGUAGGCAUUUUACAUGGGGUAAAAUACAGAACGAUGCUUUUGAGUACGUCAAAAAGUUGCUGUGUAGCACGGAAGUGCUAGCGCACUACGACAUGACACGCACCACGGUGGUGACUUGUGACGCAUCCGCGCGCGGCCUGGGAGCCAUACUGGCUCAGAGGCUGCCCGGGGGGGAGGAGCGCGUCGUGGCGUACGCAUCGCGCGCUCUCACCGAGCAUGAAAAACAUUAUAGUCAGAUUCAUAAAGAGGCACUUUCCAUUAUUUACGCAGUGGAUAAAUUUCAUCAGUACUUAUACGGAAGGAAAUUUAUUUUGCGCACUGACCACAAACCUCUGGUGAGCAUUUUUGGGCCUAACACCGGCGUACCUGUGACGGCAGCGAGUAGGUUACAAAGGUGGGCAAUUAAAUUAUCAGCGUACGAUUUUAUCAUUGAGUAUGUACGUACGGAUAAAAAUACGGCCGAUGUUCUAUCUCGAUUAAUUAAAACUCAUAGGGAGGAAACGGUCGCUGAAGAGGGGGAACUGCCCGAGCAGACAUAUUUGCAUUUUGCAACGGAGUCGUUGCUUUUAGAUUAUAAGGUCUUAAAACGAGAAACUAGCAAGGACCCUAUUUUAAGUCGUGUGUUAGCUUAUUUGUCCGACGGCUGGCCGUCAGACAUAGAAAUUAAUGAACUUAAACCGUAUUUUAAUAGGCGGGAUGAAUUAUAUUGCGAGCUUGGAUGUAUUCUAUGGGGUCGUCGCGUCGUAAUUCCAGCAUCCUGCAGGGAACGGGUUAUACGCGAAUUACACGAGGCGCACAUGGGGAUAGUAAAAACAAAGGCAUUAGCUAGGAGUUAUGUGUGGUGGCCGGGGGUAGACGAGGCUGUCGAAGCGCGGUGUCGUGCGUGCGCGGUGUGCGCCAGCGUGGCCGACGCACCGGCCGGACACGUGCCGUGCGCGUGGCCGUGGCCGGACCGUCCUUGGGCGAGACUUCAUAUCGACUUUAUGUCAAUUACGGGUCUGACUUAUAUGAUCACCGUGGACGCCUGCUCGAAAUGGAUAGAGGCCGCGAAAAUGAAAACCACCACCGCGCAGUCAGUAGUGGCGGUAUUACGUGAUAUGUGGGCACGGUUUGGGCUUCCAAAGCAAUUAGUUAGUGAUAACGGGCCGCCAUUUACUAGUUCUGAAUUCGAAGAAUUUCUAAAGCGAAAUGGUAUCGAGCACAUCUUUUCGUCCCCAUACCAUCCAGCUUCCAACGGAGCCGCCGAAAAUGCCGUAAAAAUUUGUAAACGAGUCAUUAAAAAGGCUCAAAAACAGAAAGUCGACGUCGAUGUAGCAUUGAACAGGUUUUUGUUAACUUAUAGGAAUACCGAACAUUACACGACUGGUGAGAGCCCAGCAAAAAUUUUACAAGGUCGUAACUUGCGUAUGCGGCUCGAUCAAAUGAAACCAGAGCGCGCGGCGCGUGUCGGUGAGCACCAGGCGCAGGCGGAGUCGCGGGCGCGCGGCUUGCGGCGCCAGCUGAGCCCGGGGGACCCGGUGUGGUAUCGCGACUACCGUUCUAACGAUAAAUGGCUCGCCGGACAGGUUUCUGAGAAAUUAGGCAGUACAGACUACACAAUAAAAUCUAAUGUUGGAACCGGAAUACAUAGACAUAUCGACCAGUUAAGACGUAGGGUGUCCGAAGCAACUGCAAAUGUACGUGUAUCGCCUGAACUCGCUAAACGUCGUUCCAGUAGCUCGUUUGUGUUGCCCGAGGAGGUGCCUGAGCCGGAGCUAGAUAGCGGUGAGGGCUCGAUGUCGCCGCGCCCGGGGCCGUCAACCGGCUCGGCGGCGCAAUUGCCAGUAGCUCCGGGGCCGGCCGAGCCGACCCGGGCCGGGGUGCCAAAGAACAGUGUUCAUGCUAAGGGUGCAGCAGGGAAUGUCGAAAUCGCAGAAGCACCAUUACCUAAUGUACCAACUGUCGUGCAAUCGAAAAGAGUUGUGAAACCUCCCGUUAGAUUCGGUUUUGAUGACUACUUUUGACGUACCUAUAAGACUACCUAAGUUAAAUUAGCUUUGUAUAACUUUUUCAUAAAUUAAGAAUUUAAAAAAAAGAAAUAGUUGUUAUUGUAACUUACCUAUACUACUGUGCUACUUAUGUUGCCUUUACUGC